Molecule: messenger RNA, 787 nt
Organism: Dioscorea cayenensis subsp. rotundata (Guinea yam)
Lineage: Eukaryota; Viridiplantae; Streptophyta; Magnoliopsida; Dioscoreales; Dioscoreaceae
Exons: 2
Coding region: 237-701 (154 amino acids)
Source: RefSeq, a predicted model, not a curated record
CCUGAGCAAAAUGCUUAAAAAAACACAGCAAAACUACAAUAAAAACUAGAAGUGAAGAUCACUAGCCACCGCCACCUCCUCUAACCAGUUCGGGAGAGGCAGCCCUCUGUGAAACACCCGGAUUCCUCAACGCGAAUUUCGCGAGUUUGUCAGCAAUCAAAUUCAGCUGUCUGGGGAUAACCUCCAACCUGACGGAAUUGCAUUCCUUAAGAUACCCCCGGAUCGUCUUGAUCGUCAUGUUGAAUCUCCAGUUCAUCCACCUAUCAUCUGUCUCAAUGAUCUCCACCAAAGUGAUGCAAUCUGAGUACACCAGUUGGGGAAACAGCUUACAACUCUUGCAUCUCCUUAAAGCCUCCUCCAACGCCAACAGCUCAGCCUUUAAAACAUCUCGUUUGAUUGUAUAUGAGCUGUCAGGAGCUGAACUCAGGACAAGUUUGGGUAUUGUUUUCGGCAUUUGGUGCUUGCCAUCGGAUCACAUUGUUGCAUGCAUAUAUAAUAAGGAAAGAACUCUACCAUAUAUUGUAUACCUGAUUGAAUACCAGCAAGUUCAGAACAAGCAAUUCCUUGCACUUGCUAUGAGUUCAUCACAGCCAUCAAGCCCAGCAUUCCUAAACAAAAGAGAGUUAAGCCUCCUGCAAUACAAUGGUUCCACCCUCUCCUCCACUGGCACAAGCUCUAUCACCUCGUCAUAUGCCGGAUAAGUUUGAUGAAUUAGCUGAGCAAGCAUUCCCACUUGAUUAAAAUAAAACCAGAGCCCCUCACGGUGUAACGCAACAAGUUCUUGCAG